AUGAUCUCCCACCGCUUCAUCGUUGUUCUUCGUUUCUUCGCCACCCUUGCAUUCUUACUCGUUCUGGGAGUCUUCGCUGCAUCCAUCAAGGACGAAGUCAUCAAAACCAACCGUUGGUGGCCAAAGACAAACGCCUGGUGGCCCAAAACCGACACCUGGUGGCCAACCACCACGCUCCCCUCCGCCAAGCCCUCGCAGCCCGACCCUCUUCCCUACAUGGUCAUCGUCGGUGAUCGGUAUGCAAGCCACAUCGGAGGUGGCUGUAAGAGCUUCCUCCCCCUGAAAAGCUCCGCCGAGGAGCCGAUGAACCUCGAACGCGUCCGACGCGAGGCCGGUGGCAAGAUGGCUGUUAUCGGAGGAGCGAUCUACGAGAAGACCUGGAUGAUCUAUCUCUCCGAUUCACUGUCCCACGCCGAGAUCGGCGAGCAUCUGGACGCGGUUUGCGAGGCGAUCAAGUCCUCCGGUCUAAGGGGCAUCGUCGAGGGAUUCACGGACCGUGGACGGCACAUGCGGUAUUACUACGGCCGAUUCGAGGACGACACCGUCGUCGCAAUCUCGAAGUCGGAUGCAGUUGAGAGGAUUACUCCUCUGAAGUCUUGGCUCACCAAGCCCUAG
This is a messenger RNA of Colletotrichum karsti, 615 nucleotides long. RefSeq lists its product as uncharacterized. NCBI's taxonomy places the organism in Eukaryota, Fungi, Ascomycota, Sordariomycetes, Glomerellales, Glomerellaceae. The transcript has a single exon. Bases 1 to 615 code for a protein of 204 amino acids. The record is from RefSeq and is a predicted model, not a curated record.